Molecule: messenger RNA, 549 nt
Organism: Teleopsis dalmanni
Lineage: Eukaryota; Metazoa; Arthropoda; Insecta; Diptera; Diopsidae
Exons: 3
Coding region: 121-426 (101 amino acids)
Source: RefSeq, a predicted model, not a curated record
GUUAACAGCUUGUUUCAACAUAAAAUUUUCAGUCACCAACUAAUUCAUCCAACAUUUCGGCUUUCAAGUCAAAAUUUACAUUGGAUUUUUUUUUAGUUCAAGCAAACGUAAAAGUGCACAAUGUCAAGCAGUAGGUAUGAUCCGAAGUUGUCAUUAGAGACACAAAUGCAAUAUGUGGAACUUGAAGCCGAGAAGCGAAUAGGCUAUCUAAUGGAGAAGUGCGAUGCAAUUGAUAGCCGUCUAAAUAAGAUGACUGAAAAGGUGAGGGAAAUUGGAGCACUAUCCGAAACCCAGAAGAUUGAUUAUGACCAAAUACCUUUUACAGAUCCGAAUAUUUUACUUGUAGCCAGUGACCAACCAAAACCUCUAGGCAAAAGUGUAGGUACUACAAAACUAAAACGUAGUAAUUUAACUCAAUAUAUCUAAAUUUCUUGUUGUAAGGAACUAUGUGCCAGAGUGAGACAUAUCAAGCAGUGAAAAAAUAAAAAAAAGUUUAAAAAAAUCUAAAAAUUUAACAUUGCCAAAAAAUAUAAUUACAAUAGUUUUUAU